AUGUAUCUGCAGGUUAGGAUGUAUUAAUUAUAAUAUGUGAAUGGAAAUAAUUAAUGGUAUUACUAAUAAAAAUUGAAUCAACAUUUAGAUUUGAUAUUUUGUUUAUUAUUGAAUAAUAAUGAUGAUCUAAUUCUAUCUGGGAGUAGGGAUAAUACAAUUAAAUUUUGGAUUAAAUAGAAUGAAUGGUUUUGUUAAUAAACCAUAAAUGAUCAUGUUAAUUCUGUGUAUUCAAUAAUUUGGGAUGAUCAAUAAAAUAAAUUGAUUUCUUGUUCAUAUGAUAAAUAAAUAUUAGUAAUAGAAUAUUCAUAGUUUGAUAAAAAUUGGAGUGUAAAAUAAAAGAUAAAAAUAGAUUAGUAAGGAUAUAGAUUAUGUUUUAUAAAUGAUAUUCUAAUCUUUUUGUAAAGAAUAAAUCCAAAUAUACGAGAUGGAUAAUAAUACUAAAUAGCAUAGGAAGACAAAGCAAAUUAAUGUUAAAUGUGGAUUAAAUGA
Messenger RNA from Paramecium sonneborni, 489 nucleotides. The record is from the annotation of a GenBank genome assembly. Lineage: Eukaryota; Ciliophora; Oligohymenophorea; Peniculida; Parameciidae.